UGAGACUUGGACAGAGUUAUGUAUAGAGCAUGAGCCUUGGACUAUGUAUAACACGCACACGCACAGAUGAAAUCGUCUUAAUUAUCUGACAGCCACUGCCUCCCCCUCCCGCCCCGCCCCCAUGUCCAUUUCCUUCGACGCCGCCUUGCGCAAAGCCUCAAUUGUCGACAGAUAGGGCACAGCGUCAGCCCUUGCACUGGCGUCCUCCGCCUGCUGCUCUAUCGACACCUCAUCCUUCAUCCUCCUGCGGCCUCGGUCUUGCCUCGGUGGGCUCUUGGACCUCUCGCGGGCCUUCUGGAUGGAUCUCUGCUUGACAGUGUCGGCGUAGGGCUGCAGCGAGGCCAGCUUCUCUUUGAGGUGCUCCUCUGUGGCCUUUUGCUCGUUGUGGGCGGCUUGGAUGGAGGACCGUAGGGUCGCCUGCAGGCAGACGCGACGCGACACGACGCGACAUGGCGGGAGUAAUUAAUGCAUGAACACACGACACGAAAGGGAGGGGAGGGGCUUGCCUUGAGUAUUUCGUCCUGUCUUCGCAUGUCCUCCAUCUUGUGGGUGUAGGCGUCCUGGCAGGCACAGAGAGAGAGAGACGUGCAAUGCAAUGCAAUUCGUGUGUGCGCGGCUUCUGGGUGGUUGGCUCUCUCCUCCUCAGAUCAGAUGCGUUCGUACCUGUAUGUCUUUGUGCGCCCUCAUGUCGGCCUCCCGUGUCUGCAUCCGCAGCGUGUGGUCCUUGGCGCGCACCGACUCGACCAUGGCCUGCAUCACGUCACGCACACAGUGCAGUGCACACCACGCACACACUCGCACAGCGCCGGUGUGUCGUUUGCAGGCACGGUCCGGCUGAUGCUUGCUCGGCUGAGACCUGGUUGAUGAGUGCCCUCUGUUGCCUUUGUCGGGCCUCCCUCGCAGCGCCUUUCACCUGCUCCUCAUGGACUGACACACACACAUCCACAGUGCAGAGAGAGCCUCACGCACUCAGUUGGUUGAGUCAGUUAGCCACCCUUCGCUUCGACGGCCUCUCGGCUGGCGCCCAGGAACUCCCUCUUCUUGGCGAUUUCCCUCAGCUCUGUCGCCAGCUUCUCCUGCUGCGCCUUCUGCUCCUCACGCUUGUCAAAUAUCUUCUUCUGCGCCGCAACCACAGCCUGCUCAUGGCGCUCCUGCUCGCGGAUCCGCUCCCUCUCCCUCUCUGCCCUCUCUUCUGUCUUGCGCUGGGUGGCCUCCUGCAGGGCCAGCGCCCUGACACGCGAGAGGCUCUGGGCCUUCUGGAGGAUCUGCUCGGCCUUGUCCUGCUUCUCGCGGACGUUGGCCUCGCGCCUCUCUUUGACGAGCUCCUCGUCUCUCGCCUUCAUGAGGGCUAAACGCUCCCUCAAUUCGACCAGAGACAUCUGGUCGAGAAGACCUGGGAAGGAGACACGACGCGCAGAGCGGGUGCGACUGGCGCGUGCGUGUGGGGGUGGGUUGUUAGUGACCGUGGUCUGAUGCGGCAGUGGGGUCGAAUGGCUUUGUUUGUACGACGGAGACCCUCUCGAUGGCGCGGAUCUUGCGGAUGACGUCGUUGCGCUGCUCGCGCUCACGCUGCUCCUCCCUGACAGAGAGACAGACAGACAGUGCAAAGCGUGCGCGUGUGAUGGUCUGCCUACUUUUGUUUCCGCUCCCACUCCUCCCUCCUCUCCCUCUUGGCACGCUCGGCAUCGCUGGCCUUGGCAGCUGCCACCUAACGAGAAGAAGAGACACACACAUCCAUGUUUGUACGCAGACCGACAAGUAUGGCAUCUUCCCAUGCACUCACGCACUCACUCACCUUCCUCUCGGCCAUGCGUGGCCUGUCCCUCUGCUCAUGGAUAGACCUGGCCACGGAUUGGCGGGCCUGCAGGACCGAGUUGAGGAACCUCUCCCGCCUGAUGGCGUCGAUCUUGGACUGCUCCCGCAUCUUGGCCGCCCCCAGCUCGUUCAUUCGCCGCUGGUUCUCCGCUGCCUCGAUGGCGUUCUCCCGUGAGAGGUGCAUCUCCACCUUCCUCUGCUCGAUGCGGGUCUUGCGGGCCUCCGCGUCCUUGGCGCGCGACUCAGCCUGCCACCUGUAGAACUCACUCGAGUCGCGGAGGUCCUCUGCGUAGCGUUUCAGUAUGUCCACCUCCUUCUCCUGUAAAUAUUUGCGGGUGGGUGCGGUGCGCAGAAAGAGUGAGGGUGUCUGUCUGCUGCGGGUGGGGUGCGUGGUGGAUGUGAUGUGUCAUGGGCAGUACCUUUUUCUUUGCGUAGAGUGCGUCGGCUCGGAGGAUGGCGGCCGUGUUGAGCCGCACCUCGGCCUCACCAAACUCGGGCACCUCACCCCCUACCUUAGCUGCACACACACAGACAUCGUGUCUCCUGCUUGCUUGUGCCCCUCACACCCUCUUUGUGUGUGUUGUGUUGUGUCUCACGUGCAAAGGUCAGCUCUGCGUUGCGUUCCUUCUCCACCUCCUCCCUGAUCCGCUCCUUAUCGCUUGGCCGCUCCAUCGUCUGCAGCCCGGGUGGAUUGCACAAGGCGGGCUUCUCCGCCUCCCCUUCUCCCGCCAUCUGCCCUUCAGGCGGCUGCCGCAGGUAUUUCUGCAGCGUCUUCUUGCCCACUUCUACUCGCCGCGUCUUGGCUUUCCUCAUGAUUUUCUGCAGCGACGUCCUCUUGAGCACCUUCUCGUUCACAGGGUUGGCUUUCACCUCUCUCGACACUGGAAAUGGUGCGGGAAGAAGCCGGGGUUUCGGCUUUGAGAGGUUGAAAGGGACCGCCUCGGUUGGCGGGAUGGGCGGUGGUCGCGGCAGCCCGCCCUGGGCCUCCUCGCCCUGCGCCUCUGCCUCUGCCUGCUCCACCUGUGUGGCCUGCUCGGCCAGCUCCUCGAGCAGCGGGAUGAACUUGGGUUUCCGCCUCUGCAGCCCGCCGAUGAUGUCGUCCUCGAUGUACUUGAGGUCGUAUAUCCUCGCCCACUCCCGCUUGACCCAAUCGUUGAGCUCCUCUGCGUUGAAGAGGAACUGCAGGAGGCAGUGCAUGGCUGGGGGGUGCUGCGGGCGGAUGAUGUUGGCCAGCUCCCGAGGGCCGAGUUCGUCGGAGCGGAAGAUGGUGAGGUAUGAGACGAUUUUGUAGAGGGUUGAGUCGGCCUUGGCGGUGCCGGCGGUGUGCUUGACCAGGAGGGCCUCCACCAGGAUGGACAGAAAUGGCAUGUAACGCAACACGCCGUAGAAGAUCUGAGAGAGACUGCAUGAUCGCAUGACGCCACACGACAGCAGCAGGGCAACGAUGCACGUGUCUUCGGCAGUGGGUGCGUGUCUGCUCCUUUUCUUAAUACGUAUGUGUGGGGCUCACUCACAAUGUUUUCUCCUCUUCCUGUUCCUCGGGCGGCGCUCUCUGCCCUCUCUUUCUGCUGUCCAUAAAGCGGUCCAUCCAGGAUGCCGGCGUCUCCUUUUUGGCGUCAUAUCCCUCGAUGAGCUUCCUGCAGGACGUCAUGAGCCCCUUGUACACGGCGGCCUCCUCCUGCCUGCGUCUCUCGGCCUCUCGGGCGGUGGUGGAGGCUGCCGUCCCGCUGGGGGGCGGCUCACGACUCAUGUGCGACUGGGCAUCCAUCGGGAGAAGCUGUG
This is a messenger RNA of Vitrella brassicaformis, 3597 nucleotides long. Lineage: Eukaryota; Vitrellaceae. The record is from the annotation of a GenBank genome assembly.